ACAGCAGAGGCGGAACAAGCCGCGAGACGGAAAUGACGUGACGGUGUCGUCAGCUGUAUGUUGAUGUUGUGUGGCAACAGAAGGACCGAGGGACGGAAGACGGUUUGUUUUUGUUCUGUUAUCCGCCGUUUUCUCCCUCAGAACCACCUCAUAUUGAAUUAAAUUCGCUCCGGGGUGACAGGAGCGAGUAUAGCGACUUAAAAGACGCUCAAGUUUAAAUGAUAAAACGCGUUCAGAGUCGUUAAAACGGACACCCUCCCUGAACGGUCAUGACGAUCCUGCCGAAGAAGAAGCCGAACUCAUCGGUCGGUGUGUCUGAUCACCCCGACGACCCCGACCGCCGGACCGGCUCCGACCCGCACCAGCACCAGCACCAGCACACCCACGGGGUCCGGCCAGGUGCGAGGCCCCGCGCUUCCCCGCCACCCUGGUCAUAUCAAGCCGCCCCGCCGCCAUCCAGAGAGGACAGGCGGACUGAAUCCAGCUCGCGGCCGCAGCAGGCCUCUCCUCCGCCGGUGGGCGCCGGGUCUCCGGUUGGCCCGGGGGAUGCGACAGGGAUGGCGUGCGUGUCCGGGGGUCGGGCUGAGCUGUCAGGUGGGGUGGGCUGUGGAGGAGGAAUGGGAGGCUGCUGCUCGGGUCCUGGGCUCAGUAAGAGGAGGAGACAGGCGAGCUGCUCCGGUGGGGUGGCCGGUGGAGGGACCGGACCAGGAGCGACGGGGGGAGGAGGCGGCAGUGGAGGAGGAGGGGGUCCCGGUCCCGAGCAGGAGGAAGGAGCCGGCUAUAACAGUGAGGAUGAGUACGAGAAUGCUUCGAGACUACAGUCAGAGGACCCAGCGACUGUUGAACAGACUGCACUCAGCAUGCAUGGUAUUACGGACGCAGAGCAGGAGCACUGGUUUGAAAAAGCACUCCAGGAAAAGAAAGGAUUUGUCAUCAAAAAAAUGAAGGAGGAUGGUGCCUGCCUCUUCAGAGCUGUUGCUGAUCAGGUUUACGGAGACCAAGAUAUGCACGAAGUCGUCCGCAAACAUUGCAUGGAUUACUUGAUGAAAAAUGCAGAUUACUUCUCAAACUAUGUGACAGAGGACUUCACUACAUACAUCAACAGAAAGAGGAAGAACAACUGUCAUGGAAACCAUAUUGAGAUGCAGGCUAUGGCAGAGAUGUACAAUCGGCCAGUGGAAGUUUAUCAGUAUGGCACAGAACCAAUCAACACGUUCCAUGGCAUCCAUCAAAAUAAUGACGAGCCAAUCAGAGUUAGUUACCAUCGGAACAUUCACUAUAACUCUGUAGUGAAUCCCAACAAAGCUACUAUCGGAGUUGGGCUCGGACUUCCUGCCUUCAAACCAGGGUUUGCAGACCAGUCACUCAUGAAGAAUGCAAUUAAAACGUCAGAGGAAUCCUGGAUUGAGCAACAGAUGCUGGAGGACAAGAAGAGAGCUACGGAUUGGGAAGCCACCAAUGAGGCCAUAGAAGAGCAAGUGGCUAGAGAAUCGUACUUACAGUGGCUUCGAGACCAGGAGAAACAGGCACGGCAGCCUCGUAAGGCAAGCGCUACGUGCAGCUCCGCCACGGCUGCGGCCUCCAGUGGUUUGGAAGAAUGGAAUGCCCGAUCGCCACGGCAACGCAGCUCCGCCCCCUCUCCGGAGAUUCCUGAUCCUUCGCACACGGACACAACCGCUAAGCCCCCCUCCCCGGCCGGAACGGCCCACGCACUUUCCAAACCCCCUUCACCCUGUGCACCAGGUCCCAGUAACCAGGCUUGUGUUGGACCAGACAGACCCACCUCGUCUUCUCUGGUGUCUCUGUAUCCAGCACUGGGCUAUCGGGCCAUUAUGCAAGAGAUGUCCCCUACUGCUUUUGGCCUAACAGACUGGGAAGAUGACGAGAUACUGGCGUCCGUCUUGGCCGUGUCACAACAGGAAUACCUCGAUAGCAUGAAGAAAAACGCCAUGCAUAGAGAACCUUCUCCAGACAGCAGUUGAUAAAGGAGGGUUGAGGCACAAUCUGCACCCAAAGCAGGAGGCAGAGACAUGGGGAUCAAACCAGUCACAUUCUCUCCAUCAUCAUGCAGUUCACACUGUCCUCCCUCUCCUUCCCCAUCCAUCAGUCCAUCACUGGCCUCAGCCAUUCAGCAGUUAUGGCCCAUUGUUGUGAUACUCACCUAACCACUCCUUUUCUUUCGUAUGCCAUUCACACCAUCAUUGGACUUCUUUAGAUGCAUGUGAAAAUAAACAUGACUGAUAUCAUUAUAGAAAACAUGGGGAAGCAAAAUAUUAUUGAAAAAAAAAGUCAUACUUUAUCCUCUUAAUUAAUUGAUUAAUAUAAUCUUGUUUUAUUUUCUUGUUUGGGAUGAAAAUGCUCUUUUUUCUUGGAUAAAAAAAAGAACUUUCUGAAGAAAUAUACUUAUUUGCUGGCAUCCUUUUUAUACAGUCUUGAUUUCCUUAACAUAUUAGUAAGUUUUGUUUGUGAUUUAUGUGAAUUUGCAAUAUUUUUGAUGACUUCACUAUUAAUUUCAAAUGUGGAAAACCGUUUUAUUAAAGAAUAAGGUGUGUCUGAAUGAUA
Cyprinus carpio (common carp) is the source of this 2562-nucleotide messenger RNA. Its product is annotated as OTU domain-containing protein 5-A. NCBI's taxonomy places the organism in Eukaryota, Metazoa, Chordata, Actinopteri, Cypriniformes, Cyprinidae. Gene Ontology annotation, molecular function: K63-linked deubiquitinase activity; cysteine-type deubiquitinase activity. The transcript has 10 exons. The record is from RefSeq and is a predicted model, not a curated record. The coding region runs from base 270 to 1982 and encodes 570 amino acids. Gene Ontology annotation, biological process: protein deubiquitination.